Chanos chanos (milkfish) is the source of this 1488-nucleotide messenger RNA. RefSeq names its product NOVA alternative splicing regulator 1 (gene nova1). The transcript is spliced from 4 exons. Gene Ontology annotation, molecular function: RNA binding. The coding region runs from base 1 to 1488 and encodes 495 amino acids. Lineage: Eukaryota; Metazoa; Chordata; Actinopteri; Gonorynchiformes; Chanidae. The record is from RefSeq and is a predicted model, not a curated record.
AUGAUGGCUGGUGGGGCAGUCCAACAGAACGGGAUUUUCUCCAACCCUCAGCACCUCGCGCAGUCGCCCCACAUGGAGUCGGAUCCCCCCGAUUCCCGAAAGAGACCCUUGGAAACACCGACCGAGGCGAGCAGCACUAAACGUACGAACACUGGAGAGGAGGGCGAGUACUUCCUGAAGGUGCUGAUUCCCAGUUAUGCGGCCGGGUCUAUCAUUGGGAAGGGAGGCCAGACCAUUGUGCAGCUACAGAAGGAGACCGGCGCUACCAUCAAACUGUCCAAAUCCAAAGACUUUUAUCCAGGCACAACAGAACGUGUGUGUUUGAUCCAGGGUACAGUGGAGGCACUGAAUGGCGUGCAUAACUUCAUCGCUGAGAAAGUGCGCGAAAUGCCACAGAGCAGCCAGAAAACGGAGCCAGUUAGCAUUCUCCAACCACAGACCACGGUCAACCCCGACCGAGUCAAACAGGCUAAACUCAUAGUGCCCAACAGUACAGCAGGGCUGAUCAUUGGUAAGGGUGGAGCGACAGUUAAGGCUGUGAUGGAGCAGUCUGGUGCCUGGGUGCAGCUUUCCCAGAAGCCCGAAGGCAUCAACCUGCAGGAGCGUGUAGUCACUGUGAGCGGGGAACCAGAGCAGAACCGUAAAGCUGUGGAAAUCAUUGUCCAGAAGAUCCAGGAAGAUCCUCAGAGCAGCAGUUGCCUGAACAUCAGCUACUCCAACAUCACUGGCCCGGUGGCUAACUCCAACCCCACAGGCUCUCCUUACGCCAACACCACUGAGGUGCUGCCCAACGCUGCUGCGGCAGCUACUGCCUCCACCCUGCUAGGGCAGGCUGGACUGGCUGGUAUGGGUGGCUUCCCGGCAGCUAUGUCCAGCUUUUCCGGUAACGACCUGUUAGCGAUCACGUCCGCGUUAAACACACUGGCAAGCUACGGCUACAACACCAAUACACUGGGCCUGGGUCUUAACCCCGCAGCUGCCUCCGGAGUGUUGGCUGCUGUCGCGGCUAGUGCCAACCCAGCGGCUGCCGCAGCCGCCAACCUGCUGGCAUCCUAUGCCAGCGAAGCAUCCGGAGGGGCUGGGCAUCCUGCUGCACCCAGCCUUGGUGGUUUCUCCCUGGGCUCACUCGCAGCAGCGACGGGGGCAUCCAACGGGUACCUAAACCCCUCUUCGCCGCUGGUGGCUUCUUCUCUUCUCGGCACGGAAAAGUUGGCAGAGGGGGGCAAGGAGGUGGUGGAGAUUGCUGUGCCCGAGAACCUGGUGGGUGCCAUUUUGGGUAAAGGGGGCAAGACUCUGGUGGAAUACCAGGAGCUGACGGGUGCGCGCAUUCAAAUCUCGAAAAAGGGCGAGUUUAUACCUGGCACACGCAACCGCAAAGUGACCAUAACAGGGUCACCUGCAGCCACCCAGGCUGCCCAGUAUCUCAUCAGCCAGCGAAUCACAUACGAGCAAGGCGUCCGCGCCACCAAUCCACAGAAAGUGGGCUAA